CCGCGCCGCCGGCGCAGCGAAAUCACACACUGACACGCCCACAACCUACCCAGACCCCCGCGCCGCCGCCACGCCCACCCCCACCGCAAAUCGCCGCCGCCGCCGCCGCCAUGGGCUCCUCCGUCAGCCAGGCCGGGGCCCCUCCUCCACCUCCUCCCACAUACGCGUCGACGCCUCCCCCCUUCGCGCCCGCUGCCGCUGACGCCGCCUUCGCCACCCCGCCGCCGAAACCCCAUGAGGAGGAGGCGACCGAGGAGAAGGUGGACUACCUCAACCUCCCGUGCCCCGUCCCGUACGAGGAGAUCCAGCGCGAGGCCUUCAUGGCGCUGAAGCCGGAUCUCUUCGAGGGCAUGCGCUUCGAUUUCACCAAGAUGAUCACCCCGUGCUUCGCUUUGAGCCACAGCGUUUACAUGGGAUCCACUGAGAUCCCGGCACAGGGAAACGAUGUGAUCAAGGUUCCCACCUCCAAUUAUGAGUUUGGUGCCAACUUUAUCAAUCAAAAGACGAUGCUCAUGGGGAGGAUCUCACAUGACGGGAGGGAGAACAUCCGUGUCAAGCACGAUAUCACGGACUACCUUUCUUUAAAGAUAAAUGCUCAGUUGACAAGUGAGCCCCACUACUCGCAAGGGAUGCUUAAUUUUGAUUAUAAGGGAAAAGAUUUUAGAUCUCAGAUUCAAUUUGGAAACAAUGGCUUCUAUGGAGCAAACUAUAUCCAGAGUGUCACCAAGAACCUUUCCUUGGGAACUGAAGCCUUCUGGCUUGGACAGCAAAGGAAGUCUGGAGUCGGUGUUGUUGCUCGCUAUGACACAAAGAAAAUGGUUGCGACUGCCCAAAUUGCAACCACUGGAAUGGUUGCACUUAGUUAUGUACAGAAAGUAUCUGAAAAGGUUUCCCUUGCAUCUGAUUUCAUGUACAAUCAAAUGACAAAGGAUGUAACAGCAACCUUUGGUUAUGAUUAUAUGCUGAGACAGUGUCGAUUGAGGGGGAAACUGGAUACCAAUGGCGUAAUUUCUGCUCUUUUGGAGGAGCGAUUGACUCCAGGCGUCACUUUCCAGUUGUCUGCAGAGCUUGACCACUGGAAGAAAGAUUACAAAUUUGGGUUCGGUAUGGCUCUUGGAGAGUAAAACGACUUGAGCAAACUCUUCUAGACACAUGUACAAUUAUAGUGGUUGGCAUUAGUCAACAGAGAUCAAGACGAUUCUACUUUUUUUUUUGGCAUUUAUUUGUCUCCCAGUUAUUCGUUCAGCUGCUAUGGCUGUGGCCUGUGGGCCGUGGAGACCUUUUGAAGUUUUGAUUUCACUGGGCUCAUCACUUGAGUAGUGUUAAACUGAAACGGGAAUGCAUGAAUAGACUGCAGUCCAGCAGAUUAGGAUUUCUGCAUGCCAAACGCUUGAUUUCUAGACGUAGUCAUGUCUUGAUGCAAGAUAAGUCUGGGAAAAAAUUAUCGAUUUUUGUUCCAUGAAGAUAAUAUAGACUUUCAUCCAUUAGAAA
This is a messenger RNA of Sorghum bicolor (sorghum), 1491 nucleotides long. RefSeq names its product mitochondrial import receptor subunit TOM40-1. Gene Ontology annotation, cellular component: mitochondrial outer membrane; mitochondrial outer membrane translocase complex. Gene Ontology annotation, biological process: protein import into mitochondrial matrix. NCBI's taxonomy places the organism in Eukaryota, Viridiplantae, Streptophyta, Magnoliopsida, Poales, Poaceae. Bases 111 to 1124 code for a protein of 337 amino acids. The record is from RefSeq and is a predicted model, not a curated record. The transcript has 11 exons. Gene Ontology annotation, molecular function: transmembrane protein transporter activity.